AUGGCGGACUACAAUUAUGGAGGCUCCGAGGAAGAGAAUGCGGAGUUGAGGAAGCUUGAAGUUGAAUUGCUCGAUGACCCCGAUAACUUCGAGACAUGGGAGAAACUUGUUCGCGCUGCCGAGGCUUUGGAGGGUGGCAUCAACCGCAACUCCAACCCCCAAGCUAUUACCACCGUCCGCAAUGUUUACGAUCGCUUCCUGGCCAAGUUCCCUCUGCUGUUCGGAUACUGGAAGAAGUAUGCCGACCUGGAAUUUUCCCUCACCGGAACCGAAGCUGCAGAUAUGGUCUAUGAGCGAGGUGUUGCUAGCAUCUCCCCCUCGGUCGAUCUCUGGACCAACUACUGCUCCUUCAAGGCCGAGACUUCUCACGACGCUGACGUGAUUCGAGAGCUUUUUGAACGUGGUGCUAGCAGUGUCGGCUUGGACUUCUUGGCACACCCGUUCUGGGAUAAGUACAUCGAGUUCGAGGAACGUGUGGAGGCCGUUGACAAGAUCUUCGCCAUCCUGGGUCGGGUUAUCCACAUCCCCAUGCACCAGUAUGCCCGGUACUUCGAGCGGUAUAGACAAUUGGCGCAAGCUCGGCCCGUUGCCGAACUGGCAUCCCCCGAAACGCUGUCACAAUUCCGUGCGGAGCUCGACGCCGCUGCAGGUCAGAUUGCUCCCGGUGCAAAGGCCGAGGCUGAAGUUGAAAGAGAUCUCCGACUGCGCGUCGAUAGUCACCACCUUGAGAUUUUCUCCAAGACCCAGACCGAGACCACCAAGCGUUGGACUUACGAGUCGGAGAUCAAGCGUCCAUACUUCCAUGUUACUGAGCUGGAUGAAGGUCAGCUAUCGAACUGGAAGAAGUACUUGGAUUUCGAGGAGUCCGAGGGAUCUUAUGCUCGUAUUCAGUUCCUGUACGAGAGGUGUCUCGUGACUUGCGCUCACUACGAUGAAUUCUGGCAGCGUUAUGCCCGCUGGAUGGCCGCUCAGCCCGGCAAGGAUGAGGAAGUCCGCAUUAUCUACCAACGUGCAAGCUGCUUGUACGUGCCUAUUGCCAACCCGACAACGCGGCUUCAGUAUGCCUAUUUCGAGGAGAUGAGCGACCGUGUGGAUGUUGCCAAGGAAAUUCACGAGGCCAUCCUGAUUCAUCUGCCCAACCACGUGGAGACGAUAGUGUCUUUGGCCAACAUGUCGCGUCGCCACGGCGGACUUGAAGCUGCCAUUGAGGUGUACAAGACUCAGCUUGACUCGCCACAGUGUGACCUCGCCACAAAGGCGGCUCUCGUCGCGGAAUGGGCUCGCCUUCUGUGGAAGAUCAAGGGCUCGUCCGAAGAGGCUCGUCAAGUCUAUCAGAAGAACCAGCAAUAUUACCUGGACAGCCGUCCGUUCUGGACGAGUUAUCUUCACUUCGAACUCGAUCAGCCCACGAGUUCGACCUCCGAAACGGUCCAAUACGAGCGCAUCAAGCAAGUCGUCGAUGAAAUUCGGACCAAGAGUUCCCUUCCCGCUCAAGCAGUGCGAGAGCUUGUGCAAGUCUACAUGGUUUAUCUCCUGGAACGCGGCACCAAGGAUGCGGCGAAGGAGUACAUGACCCUUGACCGGGAGGUCCACGGGCCUGCCUCGGUUUCGCACAUGCAGGCUACUGAGGCGGCGGCAGCAGCACCAGCCCCGGUGGCAGCCGCCCCGGUGACCCCAGCAACGGCGGAAGUAGUUGUUCCUACACCCCAAGCCAACCCUUAUGCUGGUUACUACCAGCAGGCGCCUGUCAACGGCGACGCCCCAGCGGCGUGCUGUAUUUCCUCCCUCUUUCUAUCUCCACAACUCACCAUGGAUGGUAUAAUCACUAACGGUUCGUUGGAGACUCCCCCUCCUCCUAUGCCCCCUCCAGAACCCAUCGAACGUCCGCCUUCUCCUCCCCCGCCUCCAGAGGACUCCUCCGCGCCUCCUCCGCCGCCAGACACGUCCGCACCUCCGCCACCGCCGGAGGACCUUCCACCUGCUCCGCCACCAGAGCCAGAAUCCAAGAAGAAGAAAGUCGGAUGGGGAGCCCCGAAACGACCGGCUGCUACGCCUCUGAGUGUCGAGGAGCUGGUGCGCAAGAAACGAGAAGCUGAUGCUGCAGCUGCCAAGGUAGAUUUCACUCGGGCUUCGUUUAAAUCAAGCUACACAGCUAACAAUCCCCAGCCCAAAUUUCUGUCGAAGAAGGAACGAGAAAAGAUCGCCCUCGAGAAGCGCCAAAAGGAAGUCGAAGCUGCGCGCAGACUCAAGACCGAUCAGACGUCCUCCGAGACGACCGACAACACAUCCUUCAACCGCUCAUCAGAGUCCCGCCACAAUGACAACUCCCGCUCGAUCCCUACCGGUCCACGAGCCAUGCGCAACUCUUCCGAUGCGCCCAGCGCGCCGGCUUCGAUGCGCAACACCAAGAACUACGAUCUCUCGCCGCCCCCUCCCCCUAAACCGAUGUCGUAUGGCUUGACCAGCGGCCCUGGCAAACAACAUAAGAGCAGAAGAAGCGCCGUGGAUGACGCUGAGGAGGAACAAGCAGCACAAGCUGCCCUUAUCAAGCAACGGUACAUGGGCGCCGACCAGACGUCGAAUUUCUCCGCGAAGAAGAAGCGCAAGCGCACGACGGAUCGCAAGUUCAACUUCGAGUGGAAUGCUGAGGAAGACACUAGCGGCGACUACAACCCGCUCUACAAACACCGACACGAAGCCAACUUCUUCGGCCGUGGCCGUCUAGCUGGCUUCGGUGACGAUGUGGCUGACGCAGUGGCCAAGACCUACGCGCGGGCUUUAGAGGACCGCGACCGCGAAGCUGGCAGCAUCCGCGCGCGCGAAAUCCUGGAGAUGGAGCGCCGUCGCCGCGAAGAGAGUACCCGCAACCAGCUGGACAAGCACUGGUCCGAGAAGAAGCUCGAGCAUAUGCGCGAGCGUGAUUGGCGUAUCUUCAAGGAAGAUUUCAACAUUAGUACCAAGGGUGGGAGCGUGCCCAACCCAAUGCGCUCGUGGGAUGAAUCGGGACUGCCCUCGCGUCUACUGGAGCUUAUCGGCCAGGUUGGCUAUAAAGAACCCACUCCUAUCCAGCGUGCGGCUAUUCCCAUCGCUAUGCAGAAUCGCGACCUCAUCGGUGUGGCUGUCACUGGUUCCGGUAAAACGGCGGCAUUCCUUCUCCCACUUCUCUGCUACAUUGCGGAGCUUCCUCGGAUUGACGAAUUCGAAUGGCGCAAGAACGAUGGACCUUACGCUAUUAUCGAGAUUGAAGCCAAGAAGUUCACCCAACCGCUUGGAUUCAACGUCGAACAAGCCUACAGUCUCCGUGAUGGUGCGGAGAUCAUUAUCGCUACGCCUGGUCGUCUCGUCGACUGUAUCGAGCGCCGGAUGCUCGUCCUCACCGAUCGGAUGAUCGAUCUGGGUUUCGAAGAGCCUGUCAACAAAAUCCUGGAUGCCUUGCCUGUUACCAACGAGAAGCCGGACACCGACGAGGCCGAGAACUCCAUUGCAAUGAGCCGCCAUAUCAACUCGAAUCAACCGUCCCAUCUCCAACGCUACCGUCAAACAAUGAUGUACACGGCCACCAUGCCUUCAGCCGUCGAACGCAUCGCCCGCAAAUACCUCCGCCGUCCGGCCAUUGUGACCAUUGGUAGUGCCGGUGAAGCCGUCGAUACAGUCGAGCAGCGCGUGGAACUGAUCGCAGGAGAAGACAAGCGCAAGAAACGCCUCGGCGAGAUCCUGUCGUCAGGCGAUUUCCGGCCUCCGAUUAUUGUGUUCGUCAACAUCAAGCGCAACUGCGAUGCCAUUGCUCGGGAGAUCAAACAGUGGGGCUUCUCGUCUGUCACUUUGCACGGUAGUAAGACGCAAGAACAGCGUGAGGCGGCGCUGGCAUCCGUUCGGAACGGGUCGACCGAUGUGUUGGUGGCGACCGACCUGGCGGGUAGAGGUAUCGAUGUGCCAGAUGUCAGUCUGGUCAUUAACUUCAACAUGGCGACGAGUAUCGAGAGUUACACGCAUCGUAUUGGUCGUACGGGUCGUGCUGGAAAGAGUGGUGUUGCCAUCACCUUCCUCGGGAACGAGGAUUCCGACGUUAUGUACGACCUCAAACAGAUGCUCAUCAAGUCGCCUAUCUCCCGGGUUCCCGAGGAGCUUCGCAAGCACGAGGCGGCGCAGUCCAAGCCGACGCGAGGCAUGCCCAAGAAGAUCGAGGAAAGUACGGGAAAUGCUGGCAAGGGUGGGUGGUAG
Molecule: messenger RNA, 4221 nt
Organism: Aspergillus aculeatinus CBS 121060
Lineage: Eukaryota; Fungi; Ascomycota; Eurotiomycetes; Eurotiales; Aspergillaceae
Product: dead box ATP-dependent rna helicase
Exons: 10
Coding region: 1-4221 (1406 amino acids)
Biological process (GO): mRNA 5'-splice site recognition; RNA processing
Cellular component (GO): U2-type prespliceosome; commitment complex; U1 snRNP
Molecular function (GO): protein binding; RNA helicase activity; nucleic acid binding
Source: RefSeq, a predicted model, not a curated record